AUGACUUGUUAUCCCCAGGAUUUCACCAAAGUGCCAAUGACAGAAAUGGGAAUGCGUCCUCAACCGUCAACAGGCAAUCCCGGUCCCGCCUGCAGAUUCUAUGAAGGUGAAAAGGUUUUCGAACUCGGGUAUGGUCUCAGCUACACAGACUAUUCUUAUGAGUUUGCCUCUGUUGCACAAAACCAGCUGAAUGUAAAAGAUUUAUGUAACCAAAUGUCUGAGAACUCAGACACUCCCGGAUACAAGCUAGUUUCAGACAUUGGUGAAGAACAAUAUGAAGAUAUUACGUUUACAGUCACCGCCAGCGUUAAAAACGAGGGACAAAUGGCAGGUAAGCAUCUGGUAUUGCAUUUUGCGAGGCACGCAAAGCCUGGAAAAGGAAGGCUAAUCGAAGAGUUGGUUGGAUUCCAAACCGUGAAAUUAGGUGCAGGAUAG
This is a messenger RNA of Dovyalis caffra, 435 nucleotides long. Lineage: Eukaryota; Viridiplantae; Streptophyta; Magnoliopsida; Malpighiales; Salicaceae. The record is from the annotation of a GenBank genome assembly.